Messenger RNA from Dentiscutata heterogama, 387 nucleotides. The record is from the annotation of a GenBank genome assembly. Lineage: Eukaryota; Fungi; Glomeromycota; Glomeromycetes; Diversisporales; Gigasporaceae.
UUGCAAUAUAUGGUAAAUCAUACUGUCAAGCUGCCAAAGAUACAUGGACCUUGAUAAAAGAUCGUGGCAUUGAAGCUAUUAUUAAUGAUGAUCUUAUUGGAAAUGUGUUAACCAUGGGCUCUCUUUUAAUUGGUGUUCUUUGUGGGUUAUUUGGAUUCCUUUACAUACACCUUUUCUUAAAUUAUUUAUUACAAGAUCAAAACAGUUCAACUUUAGUAAUCGUAUUUAUUAUAAUUUGUUUUGUAAUUGGCUUUAUGAUGUGUGUGGUCAUUACUGAUUCCGUCAGUUCCGGUGUCUCAACUACAUUCGUUGCUUUGGCUGAGGAUCCGGAUGCGUUACGAAGAACUAAGCCUGUAUUAUUUGAGAGAAUUCGACAGCAAUGGCCCC